Styela clava is the source of this 1616-nucleotide messenger RNA. RefSeq names its product hydroxysteroid 11-beta-dehydrogenase 1-like protein. Lineage: Eukaryota; Metazoa; Chordata; Ascidiacea; Stolidobranchia; Styelidae. Gene Ontology annotation, molecular function: oxidoreductase activity. The record is from RefSeq and is a predicted model, not a curated record.
UUACUGUAAUGUGUCAUUUUCAAGUACAUAUCAACUUAUAUGUAAGGCUGUGUAUACGAUAAUUGUCUCCGAUGAUAGCGGUAGCGUAAGCAGUCGUUUGUGGUCCGAUUUUGAUUCACUGAUUUUCUCUCACAGGUUUUCUACAUAUUUUCAUAUCGUUAAUAAUUAACUGAGCUAAUGUUCCACACCUCACAUCGGCAGAAGUUGUGCCUAAGCAAGAGCCUUCAAAACAAUGGCUAGAAUUUUUUUGAAGUCAGUGUUUGUAGUGACUAUUGCAAUUUUAGCUUACAGAUACUUCAAUGCGAACAUAGACAGAGACUCAAUACAAGGAAAAAGAAUUCUCGUUACCGGGGCAAGCCAAAAUAUAGGCGAAGAAGUUGCUUACCAAUAUUCAGAACUUGGUGCAAAAAUUGUUGUGACUGCACGUCGGGAAAAUGAGUUGAAACGAGUUGUGGAAAAAUGCCUUUCUCUUGGUGCGAAAGAAGCAAGUUAUGUUGUUGCUGAUAUGACUGAUACUACAGUGUAUGAAUCGGUUAUAAAUAAGGCAGUUAAUAAAUUAGGUGGCCUUGAUAUACUGGUUUUGAAUCAUGUCAUAUCUCGUCAUGGCAAAUGGGAAGGGAGUAAGGAUGAUUUAAAUUUUAUGAGAAGAUCCAUUCCAGUGAACUACGUUAGUUAUGUUGAACUUGCGUCAGCAGCAAUGCCCCAUUUGCGACAGUCCCAAGGCCAAUUGAUCGUCGUCUCAUCGCAAGCAGGUCGUCCAGGUAUACCAAACAUUGCGGCAUAUGGAGCAACCAAGGCGGCUGUUGCCAAUUUCUUUACCUCAUUGCAAUUGGAAGGAAUGAUGACAGGACAUGAGUAUCCGAGCAUAACUAUCUGCAUACUGGGUGCAAUUGAUACUGAGGGAGCGAGAUGGGUACAAGCAAAACAAAGAAUGCAGAUUCAAGGGUAUCCUGUAGAUAAAACGGCAAACGUUAUCAUAGAAGGUGGAAUUACAAGAAGUCGAUAUGCAUAUGCCCCUCCUUAUAUAGGCUGGUUGGCAACUGCAAGAGAGAUGAUGCCAGAGAUAUUCGAUCGAAUCCUUCUAUACUUCGUAUUUUGAUUAAACGGAACUCGUGUUUAGAUAAUAGUUUAUUUGGUGCCGUUGCACUACUUUUAUUAAAUCGAAUAUGGCUUCAUCAGAGAGCUUCCCGAUUAGAAGAAUUUAAUUUUCCAACUCCUCUUUGAUCAAGAAUGGUGAUUCCAAUGACUGUCAUCAUAUUAGCGAUUUAAACUGUCGUCAGUGGUUUGCAAUAAAUAGUAAUUUGUUCGAUCAUUUAUUUGACGGUGCCCCGCGUUUAAUGUUCUUAGUAACACUGGCUAUGUAGGAAUGCGCUCGUAGACAUAUAGUAAAAUAUGCAACAACUUCUCUCUGAAAUUAAAAUUUCAGACGUCAACAUAUAUAUAUCGAAUUCGAACUCUGAGUACGAUUGUAUUUCAAAUGAUGCGUAGGAAUCUCAUUUAUGAUUAAUAAUACUGUAAAUUGAUAUGGUUUGAAGAUGUAAUGUUUUCGUAAACUAAACGUAACAUUUUUGAAUUACUGUAGUAGAUGAUCAAAUAAUAUAUGCAAAUCGACGCUG